CGACCCAAACAGAUCCAAACCAUCCUCUCAAUCUCCCAACUCCCAAGUCAUCAAAAUCAACACCUCAAAACCCAAAGCUCCAAACCACGCGCGAAGCACUGUAUCACCCCUCCCCUUCCCUCUCUAUCUCUUCCAAAAACAAGGAGUCCCUCCCCUGUCGUAACAGAUCUCGAUCAAAUGGAGUAGUCUCAAUCUUUUAUUAAAAAAAAAAGAAAUUAAAAAUUAAAUUAAAUUAAAUUAAAUCGAAAAGAAAAGAAAUGGAAGUGGAGAGAUCGUCGCUGUGCAAUUGCGUGGUGAAUUUCUUGUUAGAAGAGAAAUACAUAUUAACAGCAUUUGAAUUGUUACAAGAAUUACUAGAUGAUGGAAGAGAUGAUCACGCUAUUCGUCUCAAAGAAUUCUUCUCUGACCCUUCUCACUUCCCUCCUGAUCAGAUCUCUCGCUUCAACUCUCUUCGAGUUGCAGAUCCUCAGAGUUUGUUAGAAGAGAAAGAAGCUAUGGAAGAAAAAUUAGCACUUACUGCUUACGAGCUUCGUUUAGCACAAGAGGAUAUUUCUAAGUUGAAGACUGACUUACAGAAGAAAUCAGAUUUGUCACUGGCUGAAUUGAGUGAGUCGAAGUCAAAUUUUUCUGUUAAUCCGGGACCAGACAUUGUGCGACAAAAGAAGAAUGCUUCACUCUCUGACUUGGGCCCUUUGAAAGAUAAUGAGCGUAGAGAUCUUAACUGUGCUGUAAAGGAAUAUUUACUUUUAGCAGGGUACCGGCUUGCUGCAAUGACAUUUUAUGAAGAAGUUACAGAUCAGAAUUUAGAUGUUUGGCAGAAUACACCUGCAUGUGUCCCAGAUGCCUUGCGCCAUUAUUAUUAUCAAUACCUUUCAUCCACUUCAGAGGCUGCCGAGGAGAAAAUUGCUAUGCUUCGAGAAAAUGAGUCAUUACUAAAAACAAAUGAAAGGCUGAAUAACGAAAAGGAGAAGUUGCUGAUAGCUAAAGAUUUGUCCGAUAAUCAAAUUAGUGGAUUAACUAAAUCCUUAGAAGCCAUGCAAAAGGAUCUCAAGGACAGGGAGAGCCAAAUACAAGAGUUGAAGCAAUCAUGGGAGCGCCAAAGAAAGGAAAUCAAUGAUUGCAGAUCUGAAAUCACUUCAUUAAAAAUGCACAUUGAAGGAUCCCGUUCUGGAAUGAACGUGUUAGCUAGUGAUGUUGAUGCUGUUCAAUCCCAGUCCUUGGAAAAGUACAAGGAAGAAAUAAAGUCAUUGCAGAUGGAAAUAGCAGGAUUGAAGGCAAAGGGAGCAUAUGCAUCCGAAUCCAUAGAUAACUCCACUUCUGAGAAAGAGACUUGUCAGGCUGAAGAGAAAGUGGUUGAAAUAGAUGAAGAUAAAACUACAGUCUCCCACCCAGUUGAUGUGGCAGGAGUUUUGGGCAAUGGAGAUGUUCUACCACUGUCUAUCAAUGAAACCAAUAAACCUGAGGAAGUUAUGGAAGAUUUAUUGAACAGUUGUUCAGAUGAAAAUGCCCUUGUUGAUAACAGUGUAUUGGUCACCAAACAAAAUGGUGAAGCACCAUCAGAAGAUGGUAGGUUACAACUAGAAUCUGACAACUUGGGUGAUAAAGCUGCUUCUGAGAAUAUGGGCCUACGAACGAUUGAGAUCCUUGCUGAUGCUUUGCCCAAGAUUGUUCCUUAUGUUUUGAUCAAUCACCGAGAGGAGCUUCUUCCCCUAAUGAUGUGUGCAAUUGAGUGUCAUCCAGAUAGUGGCACACGAGACUCCUUGACCCACACACUGUUUAAUUUGAUAAAACGUCCGGAUGAGCAGCAGAGACGAAUUAUAAUGGAUGCAUGCGUUAGUCUUGCUAAGAAUGUAGGGGAAAUGAGAACAGAAACGGAAUUGCUUCCCCAGUGUUGGGAACAAAUAAACCAUAUGUAUGAGGAGCGUAGGUUGCUUGUGGCUCAAUCUUGUGGAGAGCUUGCAGAAUUCGUCCGCCCUGAGAUUCGUGAUUCUCUAAUUUUGUCCAUUGUGCAACAGCUGAUAGAAGAUUCUGCAACUGUUGUACGAGAAGCUGCUGCUCAUAAUUUGGCUUUGCUACUUCCACUAUUCCCAAAUGUGGACAAAUAUUUCAAGGUAGAGGAGUUGAUGUUCCAAUUGGUAUGUGAUCCCUCUGGAGUGGUGGUGGAUACUGCAUUGAAAGAACUGCUUCCUGCAGUUAUAAAGUGGGGAAACAGACUAGAACACAUUUUAAGAGUUCUGCUUUCCCACAUCUUGAGCUCUGCUCAGCAUUGUCCUCCUCUCUCGGGGGUUGAAGGCUCUAUGGAAUCACAUCUACAUGUUUUAGGGGAACAUGAGCGCUGGAAUAUUGAUGUUUUAUUAAGAAUGCUGGUGGAAUUGCUUUCCUCUGUGCACCAGAAAGCAGUUGAGACUUGUCCUUUAUCUUCAGCGCCAGAGUCAAGGGACAUGAUGUUCUCUACCUCCUUGCUUGAAACGUAUGCAAGGGAACAUGCUGAAUGGCCAGCAUUUGAUUGGAUGCAUGUCGAUUGCUUUCCUGAUCUGAUACAGCUCACCUGCAUGUUACCUCAGAAAGAAGAUAGUUUAAGAAUUAGAACUACAAAGUUUUUGCUGGCUGUAAGUGAAUACUUUGGGGAUUCUUAUCUGGUACACAUAAUGCUGCCCAUAUUCUUGGUAUCGGUUGGAGAUAAUGCUGAUUUGUCAUUUUUCCCUUCUGUCAACCAUCCAAGAAUAAAAGGUUUGAGGCCAAGAACUGCUGUUGCUGAGAGGCUUGCUACUAUGUGCGUGUUGCCACUGCUUUUGGCUGGUGUUUUAGGUGCCCCCAGCCAGCAUGAACAGUUAGCAAACUACUUGAGAGGGCUGCUAGUUGAUGGCACCCUGAAAGAGAGUCGGUCAACAAAGCACACUGUUGAGAUUAUUGAUGCUGUUCGGUUUCUUUGCACAUUUGAGAAGCACCACAGUAUCAUUUUCGAUAUUUUAUGGGAAAUGGUUGUCAGCUCCAACAUAGAUAUGAAAAUCAAUGCUGCCAACCUUUUGAAAGCCAUUAUGCCAUAUAUUGAUGCGAAAGUUGCUUCCACUCACGUUUUGCCCGCGCUGAUCACUCUUGGCUCUGACCCAAACCUGAAUGUUAAGUAUGCCAGCAUAGAAGCAUUUGGUGCUGUUGCACAGCAUUUCAAAAAUGACAUGAUUGUUGACAAGAUACGUGUCCAAAUGGAUGCGUUUCUUGAAGAUGGAUCCCAUGAAGCUACUAUUGCUGUGGUCCGUGCUUUAUUGGUGGCAGUACCACAUACAACAGACAAACUUAGAGAUUAUCUCCUUUCCAAGAUAUUUCAGUUUACAGCGUUGCCAGCUUCUGUAAGUGAUGUGACGCGUCGCCGUGAGAGAGCUAACGCAUUCUGUGAAUCAAUCCGUGCCCUGGAUGCUACAGAUCUUUCUGCAAAUAGUGUAAGGGAAUUUCUCCUUCCUGCAAUACAAAACCUGUUAAAAGACUCGGAUGCGUUAGAUCCAGCUCACAAAGAAGCCCUAGAGAUAAUAAUGAAGGAAAGAUCUGGUGGAGCUUUAGAUGCUCUUAGUAAAGCGAUGGGUUCUCAUCUUGGGCUAGCAUCAUCAGUCAGUAGUUUCUUUGGAGACAGUGGGCUGUUAGGGAAGAAAGAAGCUUCGGAGCCUGUAUCACCGCAGCCUGACUCUCCGAAGGCUUUGCCACCCCUUCAAGCGGAAGACACAAGAUUCAGGCGUAUCAUGAGAGGUAAUUUCUCGGAAAUGCUUAGAGGUAAAACAAAGGGCCUAGAUGAAACAAACCCUAGCCAAUAAAUUACGUGAACCCAUGGGAUGGUGCGUUGCGGGUGCCCUUGUUUUCCAUCUCCCGCACGAGGUCUUUGAUUUUAUUCCCCAAUAUACGAGGUUUUGAGGUGGGUGACCUUUUCAACGUACAAUUUUUUACUUCUUUUCAAGGAAUUUACGUUGUAUAGGUGAAACAGGAUGAAGGGUAGAUUGCAAUUGAUGUGUGAAUGUUUCUACAACCAGUAGCUGCAGAAAGGAAGAAAAUAAUCCAUAAUAUUUUUUAGUCACCAAUAUUUCUACUUCCUGCUAUGUUAUAUGCCUAGUGAAUAAAUUGAAUUGUACCCUUCCUUGGAAAAA
Molecule: messenger RNA, 4130 nt
Organism: Populus euphratica (Euphrates poplar)
Lineage: Eukaryota; Viridiplantae; Streptophyta; Magnoliopsida; Malpighiales; Salicaceae
Product: HEAT repeat-containing protein
Exons: 20
Coding region: 258-3803 (1181 amino acids)
Biological process (GO): intracellular cholesterol transport
Cellular component (GO): trans-Golgi network; recycling endosome
Molecular function (GO): protein binding
Source: RefSeq, a predicted model, not a curated record